CUUCUAACCGAUUCUUAACUAACUCCACCCCUGUCUUCUAACCUCAAUUGAGAAUGAGAAGUAACAAACUAAAUUAAGACCUUUAGGCUAGUGAAGUAAACUCAAAUGAUUUCCUAAACAAAGAGAUUUUGAUUAGAGAGCCAUUUUUUGAAUUUUGAAUCGAUUCGAAAUGGAAAUUGAAAAAGAAAACUCAUUUUGCAAACAAAUUCCCAGUCUCUUUUCUUCAUUCGUCGACACAUUCGUUGACUUUUCUGUCAGCGGUUUCUUCCUCCUACCUCCGCCGUCAUCUCCGCCACCUCCGCUUCCCACUCGUCUCCCCUCCCCGCAACGUCUCAUCGCCAUCGGCGACCUCCAUGGCGACCUCAAGAAGUCAAAAGAAGCUCUCCGCAUCGCCGGCCUCAUCGACGCCUCCGAUCGCUAUACCGGAGGCUCAUCCACUGUUGUUCAAAUCGGCGAUAUCCUCGACCGAGGCGGCGACGAGAUCAAAAUCCUCUACCUAAUGGAAAAACUGAAACGCGAAGCAGCACGUUCCGGCGGAAGAAUCGUCACCAUGAACGGUAACCACGAGAUCAUGAACGUGGAAGGAGAUUUCCGUUUCGCGACGAGAAGCGGCCUCAAGGAAUUUAGGGUUUGGUUGUAUUGGUACCGCGAAGGUAACAAAAUGAAGAGUCUCUGCAAAGGUUUCGAACCGGUUAAAGAUCCGUUAGACGGCGUCCACGUGGCGUUUCCUGGCGUGAGGAAGAAGUAUCACGACGGAUUUAGGGCUAGGGUUGCGGCGUUAAGGCCGAACGGUCCGAUUUCUAGAAGAUUCUUUUCACAGAACGUUACCGUUUUGGUAGUUGGAGAUUCGGUUUUUGUUCAUGGUGGUUUGUUGCAAGAACAUGUUAAUUACGGUUUGGAGAAGAUUAACAAGGAAGUUAGUGAUUGGUUUAAGGGUUUAUAUGGUCACCGGUUUUCGCCACAGCAUUGCCGUGGGAAGAAUGCUGUUGUUUGGCUAAGGAAAUUCUCUGAUGGAAAUUGUGAUUGUUCGAGUCUUGAGCAUGUUUUGUCUACUAUUCCAGGUGUUAAGAGAAUGAUUAUGGGGCAUACUAUUCAGACCGAAGGGAUUAACAGUGUUUGCAGGAACAAGGCUAUUCGAAUCGAUGUUGGUAUGUCGAAAGGGUGUGGUGACGGUUUGCCUGAGGUUUUGGAGAUUGAUAGGAUUGCAGGGGUGAGAAUAUUGACAUCAAAUGCUUUAUAUCAGGGUAUUCAAGAAAAUGUUGAUGUUAGGAUGGAGGAAGAAGGGUUUGGAAUGUUGGUUAAUAAUCAACAUGAUAGACCUAGGCAAGUGGAAGUUAAGGCGUAAAUUCGAUAUUCUAGGUUUACAACAUAUGCAGACGACACCGUGACGAUGCGCGCCGACCGUUUGUACUAGAUAUGGGGCUUCAAGGCUUUGAACUAAUGUGUUAGUUUCAACUUUGAAAUUGUUUAGAUUUGUAAGGCAAAUGAUGCAAUAAAGGUUUCAUAUUCUUGUGCAAUAAAGGUUUCUCAUUUUU
This is a messenger RNA of Lathyrus oleraceus (garden pea), 1535 nucleotides long. Its product is annotated as shewanella-like protein phosphatase 2. The record is from RefSeq and is a predicted model, not a curated record. The coding region runs from base 170 to 1345 and encodes 391 amino acids. The transcript has a single exon. Lineage: Eukaryota; Viridiplantae; Streptophyta; Magnoliopsida; Fabales; Fabaceae. Gene Ontology annotation, molecular function: hydrolase activity.